Molecule: messenger RNA, 609 nt
Organism: Closterium sp. NIES-65
Lineage: Eukaryota; Viridiplantae; Streptophyta; Zygnematophyceae; Desmidiales; Closteriaceae
Source: the annotation of a GenBank genome assembly
AUGUCACACGCCCCGUACGCCCCCUCCCCUAGUCGCGCACCUUGUUCCAUCGUCGCGCGCUCCCCCCACCUCCCUUGCCCCGCCUCCUCGCACACCGUGCACAUCAUCGACGCGUGCUCCGUGCCCAUCAUCAACGCGCGCGGCCUGCCUAUCGUCGACGCGCGUGCUCGGCCCGCCAUCGACGUGCGUGUGCCCACUGCUCACCGCUGUCCCUCUCCCUGCCGCCCAGCCUUACCCCCUCGCGGCCGCCCUCCCUUACCCUCUCGCGGGCGUCCUGCUUCACCUCCUUGCAGGCACCUUCCCCUCCCCUCAUGGUACGCCUCAAUUUGCCUCGUUUACCCCACCUCCGCCCUCUCCGCCCACUCUAUCUGCCUCUUCAACAUCCCCCUCCUCUCUUCUCUCCAUCCUCCCCUUUGUGCCUCUCCUUCCUUCUUCCACAUCCUUCCCCUCCGCAUCUGCUGCAGCUGCCUGUUGGUUGCUGGUUGCCACCUGGUGAACGCGCUCCUACAUCCUUCUUAUCCGCCCCUUCACCCUCCUCUCCUCUCUCCCUCAAUUCCCCCCACUACCUCACCCGUUCCUCCUCCUCUUUCCUCUCCCCAUCAGCUGUAG